AUGGUCAUGGAUGGGCCACCAGACACCAGCGGCAAAAAGGGGCCAAGAGCCACUGACCUCCCCGGCUCCAUUUCUCCUGCUGCUGCUGCUGCUGCUGCUGAGGCGGCGGCUUCUGUUUCAGGAGCACCAGCGGCUCCUUGGCCGGUCUUUGUGGGGGAGUCCCUGCACCGGCCGGCCACCAGCAAGAACGAGACGGGAGGCGGCGAAGGGGUGGAGGUCCUGGUCAACGAGCCCUACGAGCGCGAUGGGGAGCGGGGCCAGUACACGCACAAGAUCUACCACCUGCAGAGCAAAGUCCCCCCCUUCGUGAAAAUGCUGGCCCCAGAGGGAGCCCUGAACAUCCAUGAGAAAGCGUGGAACGCCUACCCUUAUUGCCGGACGAUUAUCACCAACGAGUACAUGAAAGAUGACUUUUUGAUCAAAAUUGAAACCUGGCACAAGCCAGACCUUGGGAUGNAGGAGAACGUUCACAAACUGGAUCCCAACGAAUGGAAGAACGUGGAAGCCGUCUACAUAGACAUUGCGGACCGGAGCCAAGUGCUCUCCAGGGAUUAUAAGCCCGAAGAAGACCCGGCAAAGUUCAAGUCGGUCAAGACCGGCCGUGGCCCGCUGGGGCCCAACUGGAAGAAGGAGCUGAGCAAGCAGAGCGAGUGCCCCAUCAUGUGCGCCUACAAGCUUGUGACGGUCAAGUUCAAGUGGUGGGGGCUGCAGAACAAAGUCGAGAACUUCAUACAGAAGCAAGAAAGGCGGCUUUUCACAAAUUUCCACCGGCAACUGUUCUGCUGGCUUGACAGAUGGGUUGACCUGACAAUGGAGGACAUUCGGAGGAUGGAGGAGGAGACGAAGAGGCAGCUGGACGAGAUGAGAGAAAAGGAUCCCUUGAAAGGAACGUCAGCUGCAGAUGACUAGCGUGGGUUCCAGUUUGUGCAAAUUUGUGAAGUAGCCAUCAGGAAGGCCCAGGAACUCCACCCUCUUGACCUCUGGACCAUCUCUGGAUCAAGCCCUCCUCUGUCCAGUCCUGCCAGCAGGCAACUUCCAGCCUCCCCCACCUAACUCUCGUUGCCCUUAAUAUUGUGAGCAAAAUUCCAGUCCUGAGCACUCUGGGCCUUGGCACCCGGGAAGGGGGUGGCGCCUUCGGGACGAGCGCACCCGUGACUGUCCUGCCUUCUCCAAAGAGUGUUCAGGCCGAUUUCCCACAUGGCUCUCUCCAUGUGGCCCUUUUAGCUGGCAUUGUCUUUUGAUGUGGUGAUUUAGAUUUCAUCUGUACAUUUAGAGAUUAUUUUGCCCCCCUUCCUUCUCCCUUUUAAGUACCGGGAUAAACUGCUGCCUUUGUUUCUCUCCGGCUCCCCACUUUCCUUUGUCAGGUUGUAGAGAGGGCUUUCAGUAUUCGGGUGCCAGGCGUGAUGUCCUUGUGACAGGAGACGGGACUGUCCUUUCUGCCCCCAGACAGCCAGCCACGCGAUGCGCGGCUCUCCUGGCGCUCAGGGGCAGGGCUUUGCUGCUGACUCCCAGCCCCAGAACACACACGCCCCCCCCCUUUGGGAUUUUCUGCCCAUGCCUCUUGCUGCGGAGCCCUGCCUGGCGUCUUUCUAGGGCCUGGGCUCCUUUGGGGGGAGGGUUGCUGCUUUUGGGGUGGCAUGUUUUGGAGCAGGUGGUUGAGUUGGCCUCUGAAAACUGCUGGAGAAAGGCUCCCGGCAGUCCCCCCCUGCCUUGUCCUGCACUGCAAAGAGACGACCCGAUGGUCUCCAAUCUGGACACGGUUUGGGGGAGGGGGCAUGCAUGGGGGGGGAGGUGAAAGAAAAGCCAGAGCAGGCCUUCCAUCUUGUCCUGCUUUUGCGCUGCUUCAGCCUCCUGAGCAAUAAUAAGUCCUGUGAUCCUAAGCAGGAAGAGAAGUUUAGGCCAGCAGGAAGGAAGGGCUGCGAGGAGAGGGACAGACCAGAGGGGUCCCCGGUGGCUGUCGAAGAGAGUGGCCCGGGGAGGGGGGUGAGGCGGAGGGAGCCCUCUUUUUUUUAAAACCAGAAGGUGGGUAUCUACAUGAGACAAUCAUAGGGGCAGGAGGGUGCUGGAGCAAAUGCUGGAGCCAGUGCAAGCUGAGGCAUUCCCUGCCUGCAGCUACUUUUGAGGCAGGAAGCAGCAGCAGCCGCUGUUUUGCGACCAGCGGGCUCCCCGUCUCCCUCCAAAGCCAGACUGUGGCCACCACCCCCGCCUCCUCCCCCUACAACCUGGGGACAGAGGCAGGCGUUCAGCACAGACCUAGAGAGGACGGUAGUGCAUCUUUGGGAGAAGCAGAGGAAGACACACACACACCCCAAAGCCUCUGUGGCCAUUUAUCCCUGUUCCCCUUCUGUUCAGUUCCAUUCUUUGCCUUAUCGAUGUCCAAGUGCAAUAAGCUAAACUUGAUCUAUGCUCUGUGCGUACCCUCUUCCUGGCAGAUGCUUCCUUAGUUGACCACAUGGGGUUUUUCCCUCCUUUCCUUUCCUGGGAAUUUGAUUUCUGGCAGAAAGGAAGUUGGGACCCUCCUCAAGCACUGGAUCUUUGUCUGUUAGAGAGAGGGAGAGAGUGCCCACAGAAGCCGAGGCCACGUCCUUUGGGAUGAGGAGCCCCCAUGUUGCGUUGCGUGGUCCUUUGCUCUUCCCCUUGUGGCUGCUAGCUAAUCCCAGGAGCCUAAAAUGCUGAGACCUGGGAAUUAAAAACACUGAACUUUUAUUUACUUUUUUUUCCCUUGUGGCUAAUGAAUUGUAAGAGGAUUCUUAUGCUUGAAUGUGUUACUGUUUCUACAGCGGAUCUUAUAUUGCUCCUGCUGCUCAAAAGAGCUUUUGUGUUUUGAGCUGAGGCUUUUUAGCUGGUUGACACCACAUCUCUAUAGAAACAGAUGGUGGCAUUUUAAAGGCUGGGGGAGAGAAUCAGAGAAGAUGGAGAAAUCUCGGGGGCCGAAAAGCUCUCAUUAAAACACAAAGCUUUUCUGCUUGGCAGUAAGAGCAAGGGAAAUGCAGUAAAAAACCUCCCGUCCGCGUGCCCUUUGUUCUGCACUUUAUGUGUUCAGUUUUCUGAGACCCUCCCCACCUGCCGCCUUGUCAGGCAGGGCUUCCUCGCCUCCAGUCCCAUGGCUGCGGCUGCAGCGUGGACUAACCUCUUGCUCCUGCCAGGCAAAACGGGGUGGGGUGGGGUGGGGGAGUGGGAGUGGGGUCCCGUGCUCAGAUGGAGCUCCAAAUGCACAGCUAUUGUGGGUCAUGCUUGGCUUGCUCGCCUAGAAGCCCAGACCCCUCAGCUUCUUCUGGGGAGGGGGGCAAAGGGAGUGUCGGGGGAAGAGGGCAGGAAGGUGCUGAGCUGCUCCUUUCUGUCUCUGCCUGGGCUGCAGCCUCUCCAGCCCCCCCCAGCUCCCUCAUUCCCUACGCCACCCCCCAAAAAUAAACCAGCAUGGUCUUGCCUUUCCAGGCUCCCCGUUUCCUGCCAGAGGGGGCAGGGGCGGCUCUGUGGCCCGUUUGGAUUGGUUUCCUUGUGCUCUUCCUUUUUAUGGCAUCACAUUCGGUAGAAUCAAUUAGAUGAUCUCCUUGUUUCUUUCAUGUGAGUUUGUGCCUUUUUUUCUCCGCCCCCCCCCCAUAAUUUUCCAAUACAGGCAUAUUGGAAACGACUCUAAUAAAAUCAUAGACAGAGUGUC
Pogona vitticeps (central bearded dragon) is the source of this 3658-nucleotide messenger RNA. The record is from RefSeq and is a predicted model, not a curated record. Lineage: Eukaryota; Metazoa; Chordata; Lepidosauria; Squamata; Agamidae.